Silurus meridionalis is the source of this 5223-nucleotide messenger RNA. It is a transcript of the gene prob1, whose product is annotated as proline-rich basic protein 1. The record is from RefSeq and is a predicted model, not a curated record. Lineage: Eukaryota; Metazoa; Chordata; Actinopteri; Siluriformes; Siluridae. Gene Ontology annotation, cellular component: nucleoplasm. The transcript has 2 exons. Bases 466 to 4395 code for a protein of 1309 amino acids.
UCUCCACAUAGCCAGAACAGCACCUGCUGUAAAAGCUAACUGCCACGCGGUUACCUCAAAUCCUAUGGGGCCAGGAUCCUGUAAACUGGGCCAAUUUUCAGCAGCUAAAAAUGAAGGUCUGACUCAUUUCCUCCACAGAACUUACUUCAACACAGGUUUUAAGAUUGGCCUAGUUUCUUAUUUUAGCUUGGUGUGUAAAUAAGUAUAAAAUAUACUAAAGAUAAAUGCUACUUUUUUUUUUUUUUUUUGCUUUAAACUAUGCGUUGAAAAUGACAGGAGUCUCUGCACAAGCUGGCUUGAAGAUUUGCAACAGGAAUCAGUAAAAGUGUCUUAGAGUUUCAGUGAAGAGCUUGUUUUCUGAUCCCAACACUUCAGAGCACUGGUCAUCCAACUAGAAGUUUAACAACAUAUACAUUGCAAAGAAAGAUUUUUCUUUUUGCACAUACUUUUCAGACCUAUGCAGCUAUGUCAGAUGGCAAAUUUCGAAGAGACACUUUGAAAUAUGAAACUAACUCAACAAUUUAUUUGAAAGAAAAAGAGUUUGAGUUUCAAACAACAACAACAGAUGAGGAGGAUAGUAACCCAGCACUGGUUGAUGAUGCUUUGGAUGACUCCUCAAGUUCAUAUUGCACUGCCAUUUGUUCACUCAGUGAGUAUAGUGAGGCUCUGGAAGAUGAAACAACGUGUGCUGAUCAACCAUGUGAGAAUGCAUCAUCUGAGUCCACACAAUCUCUAUUUGUGUCAGGACAAACUGUGACAAACUCUUCACCUGAGAUCACUAGGCUUCUGCGAGACCACAAAACAAAACAGAAUGAUGAUGGUAAAUCAACUUCAGAGGAUAAAUUAAGUAAUGAACUGCAAUAUGACCAAAAUGAAUAUUCUGAAAAAAAUCCUGUUUGGAUCGAAUCAAAACAAUUUUCAGCAAGCCCCAAAAUCACUAUUUUAAACAUGAAUCUAAUAAAUAUAAAUUCUGUAAAUGCUGACCAAGACAGUACUCUCGCUAAUACACCUUACCCCACACCAGGGGAUUAUUUCAAAAGAAAGAAGAGAGCUACUCAAACUGAUACCAAACCUGUUGAGAAUGUUGACGCCCUGGAGCACAAAAUUAACCCAAAUACAAUUUUGACGAGAAGUAAAGCAAAUAGGCACAACCAGGAAAAACAUCUAGAUCACAGCGAUAUUAAGCCAGAAGAACACUCCACGCCACUUCAACAAAGCUCCAAAAAUGCUCAGUAUAAACUCAGCACUGACUUUAAACUGGGCACUGACGAUUCUAUCAUCAGUAAAAUAAAAUGGGAGGGGAAGGAGCAGGGUAUAGGGGUUGGAAAAGAGCAGGCAAAGCUGUCAGUCAGUACUGGAAAUUUAAAACCGCCUGCAAGCUGCACCUCAACACUCACAGCCAAAAAGCCGAAGUCAGGAAUCCUGCCACAUUGUUAUUCUAAACGUCUCCUCACAACCGGGAACCAACACCAAUCGCAGAGCCCUCCUGUUUCCCAGAGGUUGCAAAAGCAGAACGGACAAGGCGUCGGGCUGUCCACAUCACUUACACCAACACCCUGCAGCAGCUCCAGGCAGCACUGCAGCUCUGCAGACAACACCCAAGAAAAAUUCAGCAUGGCUACUAAGGUAGCUGGGGCAACCAUGGAAGUAAGAGGCCUCGCUGCACUGGAAUAUACAGAAUCCUCGUGUGCUGAAACUAACUACCUGGAUGUUUUCAACUCCUCUUGUUGGUCUUCAACUCAGCUGUCUUCUGAUAAGGACUUUUAUGAUUGGUCCAAGGAUCUUUUGUCCUUCAAGAUGCCAAAAUCUUUAACGAACAACAAUAACAUUUCAGCAUGUUCAGAUGCUAGUAGUUUUGAAUGUAUCGAUGUGGCUUUAGAAGACCAUGAAGACGUGGACAGAAAUGCAAAGACAGUACCAAAGAGACAGAUCCAGCUGAAAAGACGAGACAACACAGAGUCUCAUGCUAGUGAAAAAGACAUUAUUCCAUCUACACCUAAUCGUCCUCGGGACAUUCUCCAGCGUCAGCAUAGUACUCCUGCUGCCCUUCAUCAGGACUCGCAUGGAUCUGAAACUAAGUCUGGGCAAACUGCUCAAAAGCAAAAGCUCAAGAAAUCAGUAUCAUUGGAUGAAUCAUCAAGUAAAACUAAACUGGCUUCCUGCAUUAUUAAAAAUGUCCUAUCAAAGAGGAUGCAACAUGAACAGAUCCUUCACAGUGAGGAUGUUACUGAACAAACCUUCUGUCCUAUUAAAGCAGAUGGCACAGUCAAUAAUAUUGAUAACCUGUCAUCUUGUGCUAAGGAAGAGUGCACUGAAAGUAAUAAUGUGAACUUGGCUACAGUUACUCUUUUAAAUUCUCAUAUUGCAUCUCAGAGUCCAACAUUGAAGACUGACUUCCAGACAGUAAGGUCUGUCAAAGAACAUAUCAGUGUCAACUCCAAAAUACUUCCUAAAAUGAUAACCAAACACAGUUUCAACCCUCUGCUUAGAGGCCUAGGAAGGACACAUUUUCACGGAGGUGGUACUGAAAUAGCUGCCUAUUCUGAAACGGAAAAAGAGAAGCUGAGCCUCAGUAAGAAGGCAACCCGGGGCGUUGGACAGAAGCUAUCCUGUGACUCAGCAAAGGGUAAAGCAUGGAACUUGAGUACAGUCACAAGUGGAGCUGUUGGCAAACAAGCUGCAGUGGAAACAACACCUGAGGAAUGUGAAAGUCUGCAGGCAGCCCAGAAACAACAUUAUGCCAAGGAUCAGCCCAUUGAGAAGCAAGAGAAACCAGGUGAGAGAGAAGAAAGUGCACAAAGUUCAACAGUGUCUACCUGGUUAACUUGUAGUCUGGAUGAAAAUGCAGUGGAUAAUGUCCUGUCCAAAUCUGCUCAGUGCAAUGUGGAAAAAGAUCAGGAGAGUGACAAGGGAGAACUCAGGCCCCCUGGGCAGUCAGCAAAUAUGGGUAUUCAGAGCCAAGGAAAAUUUAGAGCAAUAGCCCCUGUGCAUGUGGUGAGGGAUAUGCGGAGCUUAGUGAAAAACAAAUACAGUCUGUCAUUCAGGGGGCCCUGUGAAGAAAUACAAGGGCUAGAUGAUACAAGCACUAGUUUUGCAACAGCAGCACCCCAUCCAGUUAUCAGCAGACAAAAAGUGAAGGAAAAAAAUCAUGAUAAAACUCUACAUGCACCAAAGGCAACACUACCUCAUGCACCGAACACUGUCAUAGAUUUGAAAUCUCUUGAUACCGCUUCCAGAGAAUGUGUAACAAAGUCUGCCUCUGUCCUGAAAUCAAAUAACAAAAUUUCCCAUGCUAGAUUUACAAAGGUCAGCCCAAUUAGUGCAACCAAAACGAGCAGUGGAUUGUCAAAAUCUCCAGAGGUACAAGAUAGCCUAACAGCUGCCAGCCAAACUAAUGUCAAAUUUAAAAAUGCACACAUGAAACAAACAACUUGCGCAAGCACGCCAACACAAGUUCAUAAGGGGAGCUUAACUAAAACAUCUAACAAUGAGCAGAAUGUAGAUAUCAAAAACACAGAAUGUGAGAACCAUAAAACCUUUGCUGUGCAUCCAGUGCAGCCACUGACAACUGCACCACAGUAUUGUCUAGCUACAGAAAGGUCUGACAAGCAGGGUAGUUUGGAGCUCUACAAUCAAGUAUGUUUUGCAGAGCAAGAGGCUCAACAGACGACUCCAGGUCUACCUGACAACUCACAAAGUUCAGCUGGGCCUUCCUCUGCCUGUGUCUUAACUGUUGCACCAGCACCAGUGUUCCCAUCCUAUUUCUACAAACCUAAUUUACUAGCAUAUCACACAAUCCCUCCAAACAUGGGGACAGUUAGUUAUGUUCAAGGCCCUGUCUUGCUGCAAACGCCACCUCACAACCAGCCUACUACAGCGAGUGCUCCUGUCCCCUUGAUAAAAUCGUUAUCUGUGAAAGAAAGACCGCUAUCUCAGCCAUGCACAGCAGAUGGCUACCCAGUAGCGCAAGAGUCAUCUAAGCAGAUGGAGAAUGAAGAUACUAGCCAGAAAAUGCCUUCUCCAGAUACCCAGUCAUGCACAGCUUUCAUCACAACCAUGGCUGAUGAGGGCAAAUAUGGGGGUGCUAGUUUGCUGUGUCCGGAAAUGGGUGGAAGUCAGCAUGUGUCAAAUUCUCGACACAUGCUGCUUGACCCUGAAACUGGCCAGUGUUUCUAUGUAGACAUGCCACAACUGCCACAACGGAAAAUGCUCUUUGACCCAGAGACCUGCCAAUAUGUUGAGGUCGUAGUCCCACAGCAAACUUUGUCCGGUGCUGUAAUGACAGCCCCCUGUGCCAUACCUUUUCCCUCCCUUCACUUCCCAGCCAUGUACACUCCACAUUGCCUAUCUUAUGUCCAGACACACCAUCGGGUGCUGCCUCCACCAGAACCUUGAGAGCUGACACAAAGACCUGAAGCAGUUGAUCUAUAGAGUCCUAGUUCUAGACACAGAAUUAAUGAAAUUUGCAUAAUGUUUAAUAAUGUUGAAUUAGCAUAUCUGAUCACAAGUGAUAUAUCUACCUCUGGAAUUGCCCAAUUAAAAUAUAAAGGCAUAGUAAAUACUAAAUCAAAAUUUUUGAUGAAAACCCAAUUUUUUUGCCUUAAAACCUAAAUUAGUUUUGUAAUAUUCCUGCAAAAGGAUUAAUACCAUGUCCUCAUUUGCUGGAAUUGUACACUAAUGCACUUGUGAGAACAUCUGGUCCUUCGAGUAAAAUGAGAGUCACUCACCAAUUUAACACUGAAUUUUAUAGAUGCAGGAGCUUCCAUCAAGAACUUUUCCAGUUAUGUUUGAAUUUAUAACACGUCCAACAUGGACAUGUUGGGGUGUAAUCAGUGGGGCUUAGAUUAACUAUUGUACAUGACUGAAUACACACACUGAAAGACACAUUUGUUGUGAACCACUUGAAUCACUUUUUAAAACCUGCACAUUGUGCUAGAACUAAAAUAAUGCUAGAAAUCCUUUAUAUUGUUUGUACACUUUAUAUUAGAAAUGUUUCCUUGAAAAUUUUGUAUAUGAAAUUUAUGUUUGGUUAUUUUCUAUGGAACCUUGCAGAUGGGUAUAUUCCUUUUAAGAGGCCAAUAGUCUUUCUAAUGGCCACUCAGGAAAAAAAAAGGAAAAACCUGACCAGACUUUUGCUAUCAAUGCUUUGAGUGAGAAAAUGUAGAUAUGUUGAUAGUUCCAUUACAUCAAUAUAAUCAAUUAAAGCAAUGACAAGAAUAUAUC